UUUUUUGGAAUUAUUACAAAAAAAUAUUUUUUAUUAAAAAACUGAAUACUUUACCAGGACCAAAAGCAUUGCCACUUAUUGGCAGCUUUUAUCAUUUUCUUUUAAAAAAAGAUAUUAUAAAAACUAUACAUGAUUUCUCAAAAGAUUAUCCUUCUCUUUGUCAAGUUUGGAUGGGCAGCAAGUUAUUCAUUGCGGUAUAUAAACCAGACGAAGCGAAAACUAUUUUACACAGUAGAAAUUGCAUAGAUAAAAGUAUCUUAUACAAAUUUCUUCAACCAGCAUUUGGCACGGAAUCAUUGAUUAUUUCUGAAUCCAUGUGGAGUCGAAUGAGAAUAAUGACUGCACCAACAUUUAGUUCAUUUAUGUUACAAAGUUUUUUUAAUACGUUUGUUGAACAAUCUGUAGCACUUACAUGUGAAUUAGAAAAAGUUGGU
Messenger RNA from Trachymyrmex cornetzi, 434 nucleotides. Its product is annotated as cytochrome P450 4V2-like. The annotation marks the transcript as partial. Gene Ontology annotation, molecular function: oxidoreductase activity, acting on paired donors, with incorporation or reduction of molecular oxygen; monooxygenase activity; iron ion binding. The record is from RefSeq and is a predicted model, not a curated record. NCBI's taxonomy places the organism in Eukaryota, Metazoa, Arthropoda, Insecta, Hymenoptera, Formicidae. The transcript is spliced from 4 exons.